Messenger RNA from Indicator indicator, 3351 nucleotides. It is a transcript of the gene EPB41L3, whose product is annotated as erythrocyte membrane protein band 4.1 like 3. The transcript is spliced from 21 exons. The coding region runs from base 1 to 3351 and encodes 1116 amino acids. Lineage: Eukaryota; Metazoa; Chordata; Aves; Piciformes; Indicatoridae. Gene Ontology annotation, cellular component: cytoskeleton; plasma membrane. The record is from RefSeq and is a predicted model, not a curated record. Gene Ontology annotation, biological process: cortical actin cytoskeleton organization. Gene Ontology annotation, molecular function: actin binding; structural molecule activity.
AUGACCACAGAAUCAGGAUCAGACUCAGAGUCCAAGGAUAAAGAGCAGGAUCAGCAGGAGAACCCUACACAGCAAGGGGCAGCUGAGACCCAGCCACAGGACCAGCAGCAGCAGCAGCCACCAAGUGAAGAGGAUCAAAAGGCUCUUGAGCAGUUCUCGGCCGUGGCAGCUCACAGCACACCAGUGAAGAAGGAGCAGGCCACAGAGAAAGAACAGGAGUUUGCUGCUGCAAGUGCCAAACAGCUGGAAUACCAGCAGCUGGAAGACGACAAGCUCUCUCAGAAGUCAUCAUCUAGCAAACUGUCCAAGUCUCCUCUGAAGAUUGUCAAGAAGCCAAAAAACAUGCAGUGCAAAGUGACCCUGCUGGAUGGAUCAGAAUACACCUGCGAGGUCGAGAAACGUUCCAGAGGUCAAGUGCUGUUCGACAAAGUCUGCGAGCAUCUGAACCUCCUGGAAAAAGACUACUUUGGGCUGACCUACAGAGACACAGAAAACCAAAAGAAUUGGUUGGACCCUGCCAAGGAAAUCAAGAAGCAGAUCCGAAGUGGUGCUUGGCAGUUUGCAUUCAAUGUGAAAUUCUACCCUCCGGACCCUGCCCAGCUCUCCGAAGAUAUCACCAGGUACUACCUCUGCUUGCAGCUGAGAGAUGACAUCGUGUCGGGCCGGCUGCCCUGCUCCUUUGUCACCCUGGCCCUGCUGGGCUCCUACACCGUGCAGUCAGAGCUAGGUGACUACGACCCUGACGAGUACGGCAGCGACUACAUCAGCGAGUUCCGCUUCGCGCCGAAUCACACGAAAGAGCUGGAGGAUAAAGUGAUUGAGCUGCACAAGAGCCACAGGGGAAUGACACCUGCAGAGGCUGAGAUGCAUUUCCUGGAGAACGCCAAAAAGCUCUCAAUGUAUGGAGUAGAUCUCCAUCACGCCAAGGAUUCUGAAGGAGUGGAGAUCAUGCUGGGAGUUUGUGCAAGUGGACUCUUAAUAUAUCGAGACAGGCUCAGGAUAAAUAGAUUUGCCUGGCCAAAGGUGCUGAAAAUUUCCUACAAGAGGAACAACUUCUACAUCAAAAUCCGACCAGGGGAGUUUGAGCAGUUUGAAAGCACCAUUGGGUUUAAGCUGCCAAAUCACCGUGCUGCAAAGCGCUUGUGGAAGGUGUGUGUUGAGCACCACACGUUUUUCAGACUCUUGCUACCAGAAGCACCUCCAAAGAAGUUCCUGACGCUGGGCUCCAAGUUCCGCUACAGUGGCCGGACACAAGCGCAGACGAGAAGAGCCAGCGCCCUCAUAGACCGUCCCGCACCCUACUUCGAGCGGUCCUCUAGUAAACGUUACACUAUGUCUCGCAGCUUAGAUGGGGCAUCAGUGAAUGAAAACCAUGAAAUGUACAUGAAGGAUUCUGUGUCUGCUGCAGAGGUUGGUACUGGCCAGUACGCCACAACAAAGGGCAUCUCUCAGACCAACUUGAUAACCACUGUGACCCCAGAGAAAAAGGCAGAAGAAGAGAAAGAUGAUGAAGAAGGCAAAAAGAAAAGAGCAGAGGAAGUCACUCCGAUUUCAGCGAUACGCCACGACACCAAGCCAUCUUUGCUUGGCACUGACCCCCCCAGCCCCUCACCAUCCUUGCAGCCUGGCCCCCCAAUAUCUUCUCCAGCAAAGCUCCGCAGGAGAUGCAAGGAGAGCGCUCGGACCAAGGCUGUAGGUUCCGAGGUGCCCAACCAGAGCCCUCCAAAAGCUGGCGAGCCAGAGCCGGAGCCUGACAGGAAGGGGCGAGUUUGCUCCGCCGAGCCAGACCUGCCUUUCGCCUACAAGCAAAAACCCAGCAGAGGCGGAACGCUCUUUUCCUUCUCCUUGCAACUCCCCGAGUCCUUUCCUUCCCUCUUGGAUGAUGAUGGCUACCUGUCUCUCCCCAACCUCUCCGAAACCAACCUCCUGCCCGCCAGCGUGCAGCACUACCUCCCCAUCCGCUCCCCAUCCCUGGUGCCUUGCUUCCUCUUCAUUUUUUUCUUCCUGCUCUCUGCCUCUUUCUCAGUGCCAUACGCCCUCACUCUCUCCUUCCCUCUGGCUAUGUGCCUCUGCUACCUGGAGCCCAAGGCGGCCUCCUUGAGUGCCUCACUUGCCAAUGACCUGAGUGACAGUUCAGAGGAAGAGACUGACAGUGAGCAGACGGAUACCGCGGCUGAUGGUGAGACCACUGCCACUGAGUCGGAUCAAGAGGAAGAUGGGGACCUGAAGGCACAGGACCUAGACAAAACCCAGGAAGAUCUGAUGAAACAUCAGACCAAUAUAAGCGAGCUGAAACGCACCUUCUUGGAAACCUCCACAGAAACAACUGUGUCUAACGAGUGGGAGAAGAGGCUUUCCACAUCUCCCGUUCGGCUCGCAGCGAGGCAGGAGGAAGCUCCUAUGAUUGAACCACUAGUGCCUGAAGAGACUAAGCAGUUCACCAGUGAAAAGACCUUGGAUGGGUCCGAUAUCUUCACUUUAAUAGAGUCCGCCCGAAAACCGACUGAGUUCAUAGGAGGGGUCACCUCAACUUCACAGAGCUGGGCUCAGAGAAUAGACACGACAACAUCUCAGGAGAAAACUUCCAGUGAAAUGAAGCAAGUGGUUCAGCCGCAUCAGGAUACAGUGAAGAAGGUUGUAGAGGAGACUGUAGUGAUCAAGGAGAGCCGUGGGAUGGAUGUCCGAGUGAGCGGAGAUCCGGCAAAAACUGACGGACUGGCGCUGGAUGCCCAGGCUGUGGUGGCUGCCAGUGUGAAGGGGAAGGAGGGAUCUGCUGGGACUGAGGGGACCAAGGAGGAGAAAAGGGAUGAGGCUGAGAAAGCCCUGACCAAACGGGAAGGAGCUGCAGAUUCAUCAAGUCAGCAAGCACAGGAGCACAGUACAACAGUCCACCUGUCAGAGUCUUUGGAAAGAAAACAACAUUUUGAGUCACCAGUUGUGAAGACUGAGACUAUCAGUUUCAGCAGCCUUCCUGCAGGUGGGGAAAACCUUGAAAUCUCAACAAAGGAAGUGCCAGUUGUCCACACAGAAACAAAAACCAUAACUUAUGAGUCUUCUCAGGUGGAUUGUGGUGCUGACUCAGAACCAGGAGUAUUGAUGAGUGCACAAACCAUCACGUCUGAAACCACCAGCACUACAACCACUACACAUAUCACCAAAACUGUGAAAGGAGGCAUCUCAGAGACAAGAAUCGAGAAGCGAAUAGUCAUCACAGGAGAUGCAGACAUUGACCAUGAUCAGGCGCUGGCUCAGGCAAUUAAAGAAGCCAAAGAGCAGCACCCUGACAUGUCAGUGACCAAGGUAGUGGUACAUAAAGAGACAGAAAUCACACCAGAAGAUGGGGAGGAUUGA